Messenger RNA from Zygotorulaspora mrakii, 1740 nucleotides. It is a transcript of the gene TFC8, whose product is annotated as transcription factor TFIIIC subunit TFC8. The coding region runs from base 1 to 1740 and encodes 579 amino acids. Gene Ontology annotation, molecular function: protein binding. Lineage: Eukaryota; Fungi; Ascomycota; Saccharomycetes; Saccharomycetales; Saccharomycetaceae. The transcript has a single exon. The record is from RefSeq and is a predicted model, not a curated record.
AUGAAAUGCUUGAAGGAUCUAAGUGUGAGUCGAAAGGAGUUGCAGGAUUGGCAACGCAACUUGGUUUGGGGAAGAGAUGGGACAUUGUACAUUACAAGCUAUCCAGACAUGUGUAUUGGACAACCUAUAUAUGAAAAAGAGGUGGAUGGAAACAGCAAGAACCUAUUCCAUGUUAAGGAUUGUGCUUUAGAAUACGAGAAUAAGUUUGAGUACGAGAGUGCGAGCACAAAUUCCUUGUUAAAUUCUCAGCCAAUAUCGUAUGGAAGACUUAUUCGACCCUCACCUGUGAACAAUUUACUAGCUGUUCUUACUAGUAAUCUCAAUGUAAUUAUAUUUCGUGGACAGGAAAUGGUUGUAAAUUUAGAUGAGGAAGCCAGGAACGUUUCAGAAAGAUCUUACCACAGCCUCGCAUGGGCUCCAGAUGGAAGUUACAUCGCUGUAGGGAACGAAACAGCAGAAAUAAUUGUGUUCGCGAUCAAAAGUGAUGAUGAUGGGAAUAUGACAUGCACUGUCAAAGCUAAUAUAUGCCUCAAAGAAUCAAAAGAAGGAUGGGUUACGGACAUUCAUUGGAAAAAAAGUGUGAUCGCGGCCUGUUUAGAUGAUAACUCAAUAUUCGUAUCGAAUAUAGGUCAGAACUUUUUUGUUCAGCAAAUAGAAACAUCAUCAAGAUUUAAAAUUACUGAUUUGUGCUUAUUUGGGGACUAUGUAUUGGUUACAAACUCUUGCCAAUUCAAAAAAAUCGAUUUGCGUUUGGGCGGUAUUUCAAGUAUUUCACUUGGAAUUGGUGAUGAGUUUUAUAUCAUUCCAUUAUCGGAAGAUACUGACACAGUAAUUUUGAUAUCGAAUAAAACAAGUUGCAAAAUUGAUUUCAAAGAAAAGUUAAGCCUGACAUCCGAUGACACCAUAUCACCUAUUUUAGAGCGAAAAUUCAAAAAAUGGAGCGCUCUUAGUAACGAAUUUAACAAGUACGAAACAACAAUGCUUCUUUAUGGAUUAUCACUAUCACCCGAUGGCUAUUCAGUUGCUUUGAUGUAUUCCAUGGAGAGAGUCUCGUUAAAAUACAGAAUUGCAUCGGAAUAUCAAUUCUUCGUUACUUUUGUACCCUUGAGUGAUUCAUGGGAAAUAUCUCAAAAUGCAAGUGGUUUGGCAUGGUACCAAACUUAUCAAAUAUACGGAUGUACGUUGCCUUCAAUGAAAAGGGAAAAUAAUGGGGAGAUUAAUUAUAAUGUGGGGAUGCCGCUACGAAAAUAUGUGGCCUCAUUUAUGAAUGAUGGCAAAAUGAACAGUCUGCGGUUUUUCAAUUUUAUCGAGGACGUUGCAUCAAUUCAACUGUUUCGAAGAGCAAUAUUCGAUUAUGCUGUUGAAAACAGCACAAAAAUUACAAAUUUAUUAGAUAAAGCCUUUGUACACUCGCUAGCAGUGCUGCUAGAGCUGGAAAGCCCUGUUGACGCGGAAGUCGUAGAAAUGAAAAGUGAAUUCAUUUCGGAGACCUUUGCUUUCGAGAAAAAAAAUGGCCAUCCGAAUUCUAUAGUUUCAGAACAAGGUCACCACUGGAGAAGAUGUGCAGUCACACUACUACCUAUACUGACAACCAAGGUAAAAAUUUGCUCUAUAAGUAACCAAAGAAUAAUAGAUAUUAAAAGAGACAACUUAAAUGAUUAUGGUUGGCUCACGAGAACUUUAUUGGAAAUGCUUAAUGAAGAAAGUAUAUACAGUGGUACCAUCAUGACCACUGUUUAA